Molecule: messenger RNA, 4652 nt
Organism: Xenia sp. Carnegie-2017
Lineage: Eukaryota; Metazoa; Cnidaria; Anthozoa; Malacalcyonacea; Xeniidae
Product: low-density lipoprotein receptor-related protein 4-like
Exons: 28
Coding region: 1-4341 (1446 amino acids)
Molecular function (GO): calcium ion binding; protein binding
Source: RefSeq, a predicted model, not a curated record
AUGAAGGUUGAAGCGCAGAGUUACCCAACUUGCUUGUCUAAUCAGUUUCGAUGCAAGUCUUCAAAGAGAUGUGUGGAUAAAUCAUGGCAAUGUGAUGGUGAUUAUGACUGCGAGGACUACAGUGAUGAGCUCAAUUGCUACCAAAGUGAGUGCACAAGUAACCAAUAUCAAUGUCGAAAUGGGUUCUGCAUUGAUGAAAGUUACGUUUGCGAUGGUGACAAAGACUGUCAAGAUUCUUCCGAUGAAGACUCUUGUGGCGUUAACGUUCGUUGCAAGGAUGAUAAAUUUCUUUGUGAUACACGACAAUGCAUUCCAAUCCGUUGGAGAUGUGACGACGAACCAGAUUGUUGGAAUAAAAACGACGAAGCAAACUGUACGUCUCAACCUUGUGUUUCUGGACGAUGGAAGUGUGGAAGUGGUGAUUGCAUUCCAGAAAGUCACAGAUGUGAUGGAGACAGCGAUUGCCGAGACAAGUCAGAUGAAAUAGAUUGUGGUUUGGUAAGAGUUGAUUGUAACUUAAAGACGCAGUUCCAGUGCAAAUCCGGAAACUGUUUACAAUCAAAUUGGGCUUGUGACGGUGAUCUUGAUUGUGUUGAUGGAUCAGAUGAGUUAAAUUGUAGCAGCAAAUUGAUUGAUAGCAAUAAAACGUUUUCUUAUUGUCCUCAUACACAAUAUCGUUGUUGGAACGAUCAAUGUGUCUUAUUUGAUCAAGUUUGUGAUGGCAGAAAAGAUUGCACAGAUGGUUCAGAUGAAGAAGGAUGCCCGUCAACUGUAAAUCAGACAUCGUGCGGAGUUAACAAAGGUGGGUGUCACCAGAUAUGUCUGGACCAAGAAACACGUUACACCUGCUCUUGUUUUGAAGGAUUUAAGGUUGAUGCAACUGAUCCAAAGCGUUGUGAAGAUGUCAACGAAUGCCAGAUAAUGGGAUUUUGCAGUCAAAUUUGUUUUAAUGGUUACGGAACGUAUAACUGUUCGUGUGUCAAUGGAUUUAUUUUGCAAUCAGACGGACGUAAAUGUAAAGCUGAAGGAUCUCAUCCUCUUAUUGCGCUAAGUUACCAUAAAGAUAUCACAAUAACACCAUAUCGAGACUCCGGUGAGAAAGACAGUGUGUUUAUUAAUGGAAUGGAAAAUGCUGCAGCAAUGGAUUUUUCGUUCGAGGGAAGUUUAAUAUUUUGGGCUGAUACUGUAUUGAAAAGAAUUAUGUCCGCAAAUUUCAAUGGUUCAGCUGUCAAAAACGUCAUAAGCCAUGGUCUAGUACGUCCUUGUGGCUUAGCUGUUAAUUGGUUAGAUCGAAUACUUAUUUGGUCUGAUUCGGGAACCAACCGCAUAGAAAUUUCAAACUUCAAUGGCACGAAUCGAAAGGUUAUAUAUUGGCAACCACUUGGUAUUUUGAGAGCUGUUGCAGUGUAUCCAAUCAAGGGUUAUAUAUUUUGGUCCGAGUGGGAUACAAAUGACAACUACGCAAAAUCAUCAAUUUCACGCUCUUAUAUGGAUGGCACAAAUGCCAUACGACUAAUUUACCAAGAUAUCUAUUGGCCAAAUGCACUCACUGUCGAUCAUGUGUUAAAACUUUUGUUUUAUGCAGAUGCAAAAAAGGGUGAGAUUGGAUUAACUGAUUUAGAUGGGAAAGGUCUUCGUCUGGUUGUUAAAGGUGGCUUUGUGCGACCCUUUUCCAUUAGUAUUUUUGAAGAUCAUCUAUUCUGGACGGACAGUAGUGGUCAUCUUGUUUAUAGAGCAAGCAAAUUUGAUGGAGGAGGCUUAAGUUCACUUGUUGGUAAAGGAAAAAGUGCAUCUGGAAUUUUGCUGAUACAUGAAUCUCUACAACCAGGUGACGUUAUGGUCCAAUGCUCUACAAAUAAUGGUGGAUGUAGUCAUAUUUGCUUGAGUCAAUCAUUUGGUAUUACUUGUGCAUGUCCAACAGGAUACAAGCAAUUGAACGCCACGCAUUGCGCAGAAAAAAUAAAUGAUUUUGUCGCUUAUGGAGUGGAUUAUAUGAUACAUCAAAUCUCUUUGGAUACCAAUGAUUUGUUUGAUAGCGUUCUACCCUAUGACAAUGUUCUUGAUGUGAUAGCACUUGACUGGGACUCACAUAGAGAUGAAAUGUAUUGGGCUGAAGUUGCAGAUGAUACAGUUAUAGUAAGGAAAAGAAAGACCAUACCACAUUACAAGGAGACGAUAAUGUUACGAACCAAAAGGAAAUUAUCUAGCAUGGCGAUGGAUUGGUUAUCGCUAAAAUUAUACUGGUGUGAUGAAGAAAGAGGUUACAUUGUUGUGUCCAAUCUUGAUGGUAGUAAUCCUGCAGUUAUAUUGUGGAGGAAAAAUGUAAAGCCAAAGAACUUAAUUUUGGAUUUGGAAAACAGAUCUAUGUACUGGACAUCACAUGGUUCAAGAAUCAGCAUAAAUAGGGCUAGCAUGGAUGGAUAUGCCCGCGAAAAGAUUGUUUCUGGCAACCUGAUAGAUCCAACCGAUCUUGCUUUUGAUAAACAAAACAAAAUCUUAUAUUGGCUGGAUGGUGGGAACAUUAUAAAUUACAUAUCACUCAAUUCCAGAAAAAGAAAGAGUUUAAAAGUCUCAUUUCAUUCCACAUUACUUCAACUUUAUUCGAUUGGAGUUUACAAAGAAAGCAUCUUUUGCGCUGAUAUGAAAUUGAAGAGAAUUAUACUGGUCAAUAUUAGUGUCACGAGCGAAGCUAAAGUAGUUGGAAAGUUUCAUUCUGAUUCAAUCAGAUUAUCUGUGUUUUUGCGAAACAAAAAAAGCAAAACAUUUUACUGCUUUGACUUGUUUGGAUUUGUAGGUUUCCAUAUCUGUAGUCAGAACAACGGUGGAUGCAGUUAUUUGUGUGUACUCUCGAAAACACAAGAUUUCCGAUGUUUAUGUCCGACAGGAAAACAUUUGAGAGAAGACAACCGCACCUGUGAAAAUGACCAAACAUCUCGCUUUGUUUUGGUGAACAGCAAUGGUCGUAUUUAUCAGAUUCCACUUGGCUCGUCAAAAAAGACGGAUGUUUUAAUAGAUAAUUCUGAAAACAAAGACAUUCUGGCUUUUGAUGUCGAUGUGAAGCACAGGUUGGUGUAUUUGGUCAAAAGUAUUGGGCAAAAGAAGCUAUUUUGUAGCAUGGCACUAUCUGGUCAGAGCCUCAAAUGUAAGACUCCGGAUAUACUUCAUGAUAUUUCUCCUGCUGAUAUUGCGUAUGAUCCAUUACGUAAUCAUAUAUACUGGAGUGAUCUUCACACAAAAAAGAUAUAUUUGACCCAUCUCAUAAAAAAUUUAUGGGCGGUAGUUGUUUGGAAAAACUUGAAUUUACCGUCUUCUAUCGCCCUGGCUUAUAAUCACGGCUACAUCUUUUGGGCUGAUGUUGGUGAGCAUUCUUCAAUAUCACGCGCUAGCAUGGAUGGUGAUUCUGCUCGAAAAAUUGUUACAUCUGAGUUAAGAUUGCCUAACAGCUUGACAGUGGAUCACGUGAAUAGUCUUCUGUACUGGACCGAUUACCUUCAUGGAAAAAUUGAACAUUGCAACUUUUUUGGUAAACGUAGAGUGCAAUUCGUAACUUCUUUGGCGGGUCCUACGUCGUUGACAUUGUUUAGUAAGUUUGUUUAUUGGACGGAAUGGGCAACUAGAACACUCAUGAAGCAAAAGAAAAGUGGAAAACGUUCUGGUUCAUCAGUUCUUAAGGGGAUAGAUGGCAUCACUAAAAUGCAAGCAAUCAACAUGCGGAAAGUACCUGUGUCAAGAAGUAUAUGCGACAGAAAUAAUGGAAAUUGUUCUCACUUUUGUUUGCAAAACACCGCCUAUGCCACUUGUUUAUGUCCUCUUGGCUUGAGUCUUGAGCAAGACAAAAAGACAUGCCGCAAAAAACCUUACCGAUCCAUUUUUUAUACAUCUGGUAAUGGAUUCAGAAGAAUUUCGUUAGAUACUGGUGACUUGACAGCUGUCACUCUUACUGUCACAUUUACGAAAAUUUCUAAUGACUUUGCUUUCCGAGUUGGAAGAAAUCAUAUCUUUUGGACUAAUGGCAGCACAAUAUUUUCAUCGUUCCUUAAUGGUUCAGGACACCAGACAAUUAUAAACUUUUUGAAUGCAUCAAUUCGAGAUCUUGAUGUGGAUUUUUUUUCUGAUAAUUUAUUUUGGAGCGACGACUUGAGAAGAAAGAUUAUGAUUUCUAAAACUGAUGGAUCACAAGCAGCAAGUCUUAUUUCCCACUCAUUGAAGAAGCCGUAUAAUAUUGUGGUUGAUUAUAUCAAAGGGCUCCUUUUUUGGACUGACACUGAAAGAGCUGUUAUUGAGAAGGCACACACAGAUGGCCAAGAAAGAGCUAUUGUCGUACAAAGAGGCAUUUUAUGAACCAGUAGCAUUAACUCUUGACAUAGAAAGGGAAUUUCUUUACUGGAGUGAUUUGAGAAAUGGUGUCGUGGAAAGAUGUAACUAUGAUGGCUUCCAGCAGAUUGCAUCUACAAAUAUAAGGUAACUUUGUCUGAAAUAUUGGCAGUGUUUACCUUAUUCAGUAGCAAUUUUGAACUCUAAACGAGUUGAAAAGGCCUUACUUUAAAGCUUCCUUUUUAAAGACUUCUUUUGUGCCACAAAAUUAUAUUUUAAGAUCACAGUAAAUUGGCAUUUGAGAUAUACAUUCUUAAUAAAGUAAAUGGUUUGAACCC